GGCCGCGGGCCGGGCAUGGAGCGCUGGGCCGGGGCCGCCGGCGGCUGGGGCUCGCUGUGGGGAGCGGGCUGGGGCCGAUGGCCGUGCUGGGAGCUCCUGGCCGCCUGCGCCGUCAUCGGCGCCGUGGGCUGGCUGCUGCGGCUGCGGGACAGGAGGCCGGGCGGCGGCCGAGCGGCGGCCAUCGCCCCCUGCCCGGCUCCCGCCGCCUCCCCCGCUCCCACCGCCGCCGCGGGGAGCCGGCGCUGCAGCGGGACCCGCCCAGGUGAACUAACAAUGGAUACAAUACUAUCCCGACUGAAGAAGCUUGGCCCGGAUGAGCUUAGAGAAGAGAUUGUGAGAGCAGGACUGAAAUGUGGCCCCAUUACCGCAACUACCAGGUUUAUUUUUGAAAAGAAGUUGGCUCAGGCGUUGUUGGAGCAGCAAGGAGCACUGGAGGAACCAGGAUCUGCUCUGCCAGAGGAGGCUGCUGGAAAUGUCCCGACAGCAAAUCACAACGGCCAUGGAAGUGCUGCUGAGGAGCCAGACUUUGGGUACUGUGUGGGUCUGAACCCUCCAGAAGAAGAUGCUGGGACACACAUGAACUGUUCAGCUGCAGCCUGUGGAGCAGGAAGUGUUGAUUCACAAACCAGUGCUCAGACACCAUCCAGAGAUCCUCCACUGUUCUACGGUGUCUGUCCAGUGUAUGAUGACAUACUGGCCAGGAAUGAGAGAGUACAUGUUUAUGAAGAUAAAAAGGAAGCUCUCCAAGCUGUUAAGAUGAUUAAGGGUUCUCGUUUUAAGGCUUUUACAAACAGAGAAGAUGCUGAGAAAUUUGCUAAAGGAAUCUGUGAUUAUUUCCCAUCUCCAAGCAAGUCCUCCUUAUGUUUGUCACCAGUGAAAAUGGGAUCAUUUAACAGAGAUGGCUUGUGCUCCCCUGAAACUGAAACUGCUAAUAAGGAGAGAGCCAACAGCUAUAAAAGUCCACGGACUCAAGAUCUCACGGCCAAGCUUCGGAAAGCUGUCGAGAAGGGAGACACAGCAACGUUUUCAGAACUUAUUUGGAGUAACCCUCGCUAUCUGAUCGGGUCAGGAGACAAUCCAACGGUUGUACAGGAAGGGUGUAGGUACAAUGUCAUGCAUGUUGCUGCCAAGGAGAAUCAACCUGGGAUCUGCCAGUUGCUGCUGGACACUUUGGAAAAUCCUGAGUUUAUGAGGCUGAUGUACCCCGAUGAUAACGAUGCCAUGCUGAAGAAUCGCAUCCAAUAUAUCGUUGACCUUUACCUUAACACACCAGAUAAAAUGGGAUUUGAUACUCCACUGCAUUUUGCCUGCAAGUUUGGGAAUUUGGAUGUUGUUAACGUGCUUACCUCACACCCAGCUAUUGUGAAAAAUCCAAGAAACAAAUAUGAUCAAACUCCAGCAGAAGUAGUUUGUGAAAGAAGCAAGAAUAAAUCUGCAGAAUUGAAAGAAAAGCUAAGAGAGUACUUGAAAGGCCGAUACUAUGUGCCACUCUUGAGAGCAGAAGACAAUUCCUCAGCUCCUGUCAUUGGAGCGCCCUGGUCACCGGAUCAGACGGAUGAUGGUCCCCAGAGGACUUUAUUUAAAUACCCUGGCAGCCCCAAAGAUCCAGUGUUGUCCAUAAGGGCUUUUGCAGGCCCCAUGAGCCCCUCAAAGGCUGAAGAAUUUCGCAGGCUUUGGAAAACUCCACCUCGAGAGAGAGCUGGCUUCUUUCACAAUGUCAGGAAAUCUGAUCUGGAGAGAGGUGUUGAAAGAGUUGGAAGGGAGUUAGCUCAUGAACUGGGGUUCCCGUGGGUUGAAUACUGGGAAUUUCUGGGCUGUUUUGUUGAUCUGUCUUCCCAGGAGGGGCUGCGAAAAUUAGAAGAGUACCUGAGUCAUCGUGAAAUGAGCACAAAGGCUCAGCAGGAGACAGGGGAAAAUGAAACCUGCAACAGAUAUAAAACACCCCAGCCCUCGGGGAAGAGCAAAAAGUCCUGCAAUUCCAUUUCCGUGGGUGCAUUUUUGGACGAGGAUGAGGAUGACAUGAGCUUAGAGGAAAUCAAGAACAGGCAGAACGCGGCGCGGAACGUCAGCCCUGCGGCGGCCCGGGAGCCCGUGGGCGACAUCGCCGAGCGCGACAUCCUGGCCGUGGGGCGCGCAGCAAACAUCCUCCCCACGGCCCCACAGCACGGCAAGGGGGCUGCCCCCAGCAAAAAUGGGUUCUGCAGCCCCGUGUCCAGUGAGAGGAUCAUCAGUGACAGGAAGCAGCUGCACGAGGAGGAGGAACGUCUCGUGUCGCCCGUCUCCAAUUUGAUGUCGGAGUUCGAAAGCCUGUCCUUCCAGGAGCAGGAGCUUGCAGGAGGAUCUCAUCAAAUCACUGAAAAAACUGAGAACGAGGGGAUUCUGGACAAGGCCUACUGUGCAGUGUCACUGGCAAGUUCUUCUGAGCCAAGUGUUACAGGAAAAUCUGGAGAGGCCAAGUUAAGGACAGAACACAGAAUGCCAUUAGAAAAGGAGAGGCUGUCUAGGCAAUCUGGGAUUCUGACUAAGGAGGCACAACAACGUCAAGAACUUUCUUCCCAGAAGUUUCUCUUGAAGCCUUUACCCACAAAUGACAAUUCUAAGUUAUUCCUGCUUGGGGAGCAGCCCUCGAAGCUGGAUGGGGAUGUCCUGGCAGCUCUGGAAGGAACAGAGAUCGAUGCUCAGAAAUACCCGCUGAUUUCCAGGUGGAAGCUCGCAGUGCAGUCCUACUCCUCUUCUGACAGGCAAAGUUGGCCCAGUCCAGCUCUGAAGGCAAAAUUCCGGUCCCAAACCACCGCUGCUGGCCUUCCAAAUGCUUCAGUGUAUCCCAGUUCAGGAAGAAACAGUCCCAUACCUGGAAGUCCAGGAAAACACGGCAGUGCCACCUCGUUCCCUGCAGAGCCGGGCAGCCCCGGGCGCUACAGCCCGGCCUCUGUGCACCAGGCCCUGCUCAAACUGCGCUACCCGGCAGAGCCCCCUGCCCACUAAACACCAGGCAUGGCCCAGACUGCACCUGUGUCCUCACUCUUUGACUGGGGGGAAAACUACAAUGUUACUGAAGUGACAGGAGGUUUGUACUUGGCUAUUUAUUUUUCCUCAAUUGAGGACACCUGUAUGUUUAAAAAAAUGGAAUAUAUGUCUUAAUGCCAUAUACCAGAUAUAUACUGGUGACAUGCAAGAAGUUCGUGACUGUGCAGUUGUCCAGUAGCUACAAUUUAACCCUUGUUGCCACUAACACGGUGAGCUGAGCCCUCCCUUAGCAAUGGUGGGAUUUGCUAGCACUAGUUAUUGUUAUUGUAAUGAACACAUGGUCCUCAACUGCCUUUCUUUACCUUGGACAGACCAGGAAAAACAUCAUCAGCAAACAGAUCCUUAGGAGAGGAAAGAGAUGGCGGGAAGGGAAAUGUUCUGCUUGCAGUGGGAGCUCUGAGAGCAAAAAGGCCAAAACCUGCCUGGGUAAUGCAAGGACAACUUCCCAGUAGAGAACAGGGCUGUGAACCCCUGUGCAGAACCAAAGUGUUUGUAGCAGCAGCCUGGGCUGGGCAGUUCCUCCCCACACUCCCCCGUCUGUCCCUGUGUCCGUGCACAGAGAACGUGACUCUUUGCUUGUUACCAACCCCGGCAUCGACCCAGUGCUGUAGAAACUGCUGGGAUUCCUUUCCAUGGUUGUGUAAAGAUUAAGGAAAAAAAAAAAAAAACACAUAAAAAUUAGCUGAUUUCCCCCCCCCCC
Messenger RNA from Chiroxiphia lanceolata (lance-tailed manakin), 3727 nucleotides. It is a transcript of the gene ANKLE2, whose product is annotated as ankyrin repeat and LEM domain containing 2. Gene Ontology annotation, cellular component: endoplasmic reticulum. Lineage: Eukaryota; Metazoa; Chordata; Aves; Passeriformes; Pipridae. The coding region runs from base 16 to 2985 and encodes 989 amino acids. The record is from RefSeq and is a predicted model, not a curated record. Gene Ontology annotation, biological process: negative regulation of phosphorylation. Gene Ontology annotation, molecular function: protein phosphatase 2A binding. The transcript has 13 exons.